Glycine soja is the source of this 2090-nucleotide messenger RNA. Its product is annotated as general transcription and DNA repair factor IIH subunit TFB2-like. Gene Ontology annotation, biological process: nucleotide-excision repair. Lineage: Eukaryota; Viridiplantae; Streptophyta; Magnoliopsida; Fabales; Fabaceae. Gene Ontology annotation, cellular component: transcription factor TFIIH holo complex; transcription factor TFIIH core complex. The transcript is spliced from 15 exons. The coding region runs from base 390 to 1745 and encodes 451 amino acids. Gene Ontology annotation, molecular function: double-stranded DNA binding; ATPase activator activity. The record is from RefSeq and is a predicted model, not a curated record.
AAAAAAUUACUAAAAAUUAUGUUGAUCUCCUCCAUGGUGUUCGUCCUCUAAUCCUCUGGAACCAGAGCCUGCCAAACGCCUAUGACCGCUUCUCUAACUCCCUUAAAGUAGUGACUCAUCUCUUCUCUUCUCAUCUCAUCUCUUGUCUUCACCACCCCUCCCCAACUUCACGUGAUCCUUUCAAGUCCAAAACGGUGCGUAUUAUCACCGCCGCGAGAGACCCUUUUCGUACUACAAUCACGGAAACGUUCGAGGUUCAUGACGGGGUUUCAUAAAAUCACACGCUUUUUCUUUUAAUUCGGUUGUUUAAGCUCUUCCUAAAGACCCCUUUAAUCAGAAUCCAAAUUAAAGAUAAAGAAAAAGGUGGUGGUGGUGGUGUCGGAAUCACAAUGCCAGAGGUUAGAAUCAUUGCCAAGAAUUUCAUGGACAUGGUGGCUUCCAUGCCCGCCAUGAAGCUCGAUAAGCUCUAUGAAAACGGAUUCAUCUGUGAAGCUAUUCUCAGGUCUCUUCCGCCACUUGCGAAGAAAUAUGUCAUACAGAUGCUGCAUAUUGAUGUGCCAGUGGCAGCUAAAUUGUUGGAGGAAUGGGUGCUUCCGGGUGGAGUUUCAAAGCACAGAGUGGCCAUUGAUAGGUUGGUUCAAUUGAGAGUUUUCCUUGAAGCUGUUGACAGGAAGAAUGAAAAGACUUACAAAGUUAAUCCAACAUUUCAGAGAAGUCUCCAAAAACUUUUAGUACAAGGUGGAACUUUGCCAAGGGAAUCAAUGCCUUCUAAUAUUACUGUGAGGCUCCCAACCUUAGAGAAUCUUGAGGCUUAUGCUCUAGAACAAUGGGAGUGUUUCUUAUUGCAACUUAUAAGCCCAAGUCAGGUUGAAAAGCCCUUGAAUAUUAGCUCUUCCCUGAUGAAGGUUUUCCAGCGGCGUAUCCUGAGUUACAGAGACAAAGAAGCUCCAAAAUUAACUGAAAGUGGUUUCCAGUUUUUGCUGAUGGAUACAAAUGCACAGCUUUGGUACAUCAUCAGAGAAUAUAUCUCUAAUUCUGAGGAUAGAGGUGUUGAUGCAGCUGACCUUAUCUCAUUCAUGCUGGAACUUAGUUUUCAUGACAUUGGGGAGGCUUAUAGUGUUGACACAUUGACUAGUUUUCAGAGGACCAUAAUUAAUGACCUAGCAGACCUUGGUUUGGUAAAAAUUCAGCAGGGCAGGAAAGGAAGUUGGUUUAUACCUACAAAAUUGGCAACCAAUCUUUCAAUGAGCUUGGCUGAUUCAUCAUCUAGAAAACAGGGAUUUGUGGUUGUGGAAACAAAUUUUAGAGUUUAUGCUUACUCAACUUCUAAAUUACAUUGUGAGAUAUUGCGGCUAUUCUCAAGGGUAGAGUAUCAACUUCCAAAUCUUAUUGUUGGGGCUAUUACAAAAGAAAGCUUGUAUAGUGCUUUUGAAAAUGGCAUUACAGCAGAGCAGAUAAUCACUUUCCUUCAGCAAAAUGCUCAUCCUCGUGUUGCGGAGAGGAUACCAUCUGUGCCUGAAAAUGUCACAGAACAGAUUAGGCUGUGGGAAGCAGAUCUAAACAGAGUUGAGAUGACAGAUGCAUACUAUUACGAUGAGUUCCCUUCCAGAGAUGUGUUUGAAGGAGCCUGUGACUGUGCUAGAGAAUGGAAUGGUUUGUUGUGGGAAGAUUCAAAGAAGAUGCACAUGGUGGUUAAGACUGAGGUACAUCAGUAUGUACGAGAUUAUUUGCGCCGUCAAAAGUAGUAGCAAAGGCAACAUCAUCUUAUGCAUCCUGGUCAUCCUGGUCCUGUCAACAUGCAAAGGGAAACCUGGGAAAAAAUGCUUUUAUUUUGAGCUUCUUUACAAGGAAACAGCAAUGGAGAAAGCGAUUUGGUCAUAUAAUUGGCACACAUCUCAUACUUUUUGUUUCUCAUUUUUCCCCUCCCUUUUAGAAUUUUUAAAAAAAUGUAUUUUCCUUCAAGGUAAGUUUUGACAUUCUUCCUUUUUUUUUUUGGUUUUGGGAGGGGGAUCCUUUUAUUACUUGAAUGCUGUGAAACUUUUUUUUAUUUAGAAUUAAAAAUUAAAAUUUAUAACUUUGUAUAGUCAAAA